Myxocyprinus asiaticus (Chinese sucker) is the source of this 2677-nucleotide messenger RNA. Its product is annotated as protein Wnt-10b. NCBI's taxonomy places the organism in Eukaryota, Metazoa, Chordata, Actinopteri, Cypriniformes, Catostomidae. Gene Ontology annotation, biological process: canonical Wnt signaling pathway; multicellular organism development; cell fate commitment. Bases 1 to 1395 code for a protein of 464 amino acids. The record is from RefSeq and is a predicted model, not a curated record. Gene Ontology annotation, cellular component: extracellular region. Gene Ontology annotation, molecular function: cytokine activity; frizzled binding. The transcript is spliced from 4 exons.
AUGCUUAACUCUCCGCUCCUCACAGAAAACAAUUGUAGUCCGUCCGUUCCAGUUCGUCUUUUAAAGCGAUCCCACAGGUGUUUUAAUGUCCCGUCGAGAAAAGCUUUCAACGAAAUGGAGUUAUCCCACAGGCAAUGUUUGGGACGAGUCCUGAUUUGGGCGGCUGCACUUCUGUCACCUGCGUUCACGGUCCUGGGCAAUGACAUUCUUGGCCUGAAGGUGGCAGGAGAGCCAGUGCUUACCCCCAACGCAGUGUGUUUACGACUGGCAGGCCUGACCAAAAGACAGAUGCGUUUGUGUGUGCGCAGCCCUGAUGUCACAGCCUCUGCUCUGCAGGGCAUUCAGGUUGCUAUUCACGAAUGCCAGCACCAGCUCAGAGACCAGCGCUGGAACUGCUCCUCCCUGGAGAACCAUGGCAAGCUGCCCCAUCAGAGUGCCAUUCUCAACAGGGGUUUCAGAGAGAGUGCUUUCUCUCUGUCUCUGCUGGCUGCAGGUGUUGUGCACUCGGUGGCGUCGGCAUGCAGCUUGGGUAAGUUGCGUGGGUGUGGCUGUGAAGCUAAGCGACACCUGGAUGAUGACAAAAUCCAUCUCAAGUUAACCCAGCUCCAGCUUCAGAGUUUUCAGAGGAGUGGGGUGACCAAAGCAGGCGCAGAAAGGAACACACCUGAACUCGGUGCACUCCACAGUGGUCUGCCAGCCAAUUUACGCUCGUCCCACCCUGUCAGUCUCCUCAAACCCUUACCAGAUGAAGUCACAACACUGCAGGACACCUGGGAGUGGGGAGGCUGUAGUCAUGAUGUCCGUUUCGGCGUACGAUUUUCCAGGGAUUGGUUGGAUUCCAGAGGAUCUCCUCGCGAUAUUCACGCUCGUAUGCGGAUCCACAAUAAUAGAGUUGGCAGACAGGUAGUUACUGACAACAUGAGAAGAAAAUGCAAGUGCCAUGGCACAUCAGGCAGCUGCCAAUUCAAGACCUGCUGGUUUGUCUCUCCUGAAUUCCAGCUUGUGGGAUCAGUGCUUCGGGAGAAAUUCCUGACUGCCAUCUUCAUAAACUCUCAGAACAAGAACAGUGGUGCUUUCAACUCACGAGUUGGUGGGACCACCGGCUCAGAUCAGACCAGAGGCCGGCGGCGCAGUAUCUCACGUGAGUUAGUGUACUUCGAGAAGUCACCCGACUUCUGCGAUCGUGAGCCAGCAGUGGAUUCUCUAGGCACACAGGGUCGCAUCUGCAACAAGAGCAGCCCCAGCAUGGAUGGCUGCGGGUCUCUCUGCUGUGGCCGUGGACACAACAUACUUAAACAGGCACGCAGCGAGCGAUGUCACUGCCGCUUCCACUGGUGCUGCUAUGUGCUCUGUGAGGAGUGCAGGGUUACAGAGUGGGUUAAUGUGUGUAAGUGAAUGGCUAUCUAUGUCCAUAGCUGCUUCUUUUGGAGUAGGAGGCAACAGCCUGUACCAUGUCAUGCUAAAUGUGACUGCGUGUGUUUUGCUCUCCCACAGUGUGUCUGUUUAUCCUUUUCUCUCCUUCUUUUAACCUCUAUCAUCUGGGAUCCAUUUGUGUUGUGUUGCUGUUGUUAUUCACAAUAUGCCAAGUCAGAAAUUGAGGAGGAGGUGACUCAUAUCAUUUGUCGUAUUUUUCCCUAUUUGGAAUCUUCAGCCUCUCAAACCAAGCAAAUGCCCCAAACGCCAUCUGCACCACUUAAUAACAAGGCAUGCACAACAGCAGGAGCAAAUUACUCCUGCUACGGCACUGCUAUGGUCUACCUUCUUUACAUUUUCAAAAGUGCCCUUAAUGUAUAUUACUUGCCUUGGCAAAAUGUUUGAGAAGUUUAUGUUGUAAUUGUUCUUGAUGGUGAAAUUCCAGUCUGGAGGGGCUAAGGUUUCCAAAAAAAAAACUGUAACAUAAAACAUUAUGAUCUUUUCCCACAUUGAUCUUUGAAAUAUCAGUAGCUAUUAUAGUUGGUCGGAACAUAUCUGUGCCUUUUUAUGAGGAUUCAUGAGAUGUUGUAUUGAAGCAAUGAUUUUGGGAAAAUCUCCCAAAUCUGGAGGAAAUCUUGGCCUUGGACAGAGAAUGUGCCCUGCAUAGUGCUCUGAUUUUGGUUGUUUUUUAUGAAAACCAGGACAGUUGUGAAGUUGAUAUGCUGUGUAACCCCAUCCUAACCUCUAAGAGACAAACCAAUCAGAGACAAAGAGAGUGAAGGAACGACUGGAGAACACUUGUGCCUCCCGUGGAUUUUUGCAGCUGAUUAAAAACAGUCACAUCUCAUCGCAUAGAGGAACUGGUGAACAAAAUUGGAUGCCAGAUGCCUUUGAUGCAAUGAUGGAAGACAUUCAUACUCUGAAGUCCUGGGUUAAAUUGUAUUUAAACAGUUGCCUUCGUAGUAUCAAUCAGUUUACAGUGAAAUUGUUGUAUAAGAUUUUUAACAUUCAUUUUGUGAGGGUGAUGCUUAGGAAAUGAAAUUAAUUAUAAGAAUAAAUUAACCUACAUUUGUUGCCACAUUUGAUCUUUUUGCACAGUGUAGAGAAUUUACCUUUGUAAUAUGUUUUAAAAUGUCUAAGAAAGCCUCAACUUUUUGUACAAGAUAUUGUUCUUGAUUUAUUGUCUGUAAAAUUACACUGGCUUUAGAACCAGGAAGGAUCUUCUAAGUUCUAAAUCUGUCUGCGCUUACCGAAAUUCGAGCCA